Messenger RNA from Penicillium cataractarum, 1197 nucleotides. RefSeq lists its product as uncharacterized. The transcript has a single exon. The coding region runs from base 1 to 1197 and encodes 398 amino acids. The record is from RefSeq and is a predicted model, not a curated record. NCBI's taxonomy places the organism in Eukaryota, Fungi, Ascomycota, Eurotiomycetes, Eurotiales, Aspergillaceae.
AUGGAGCAGCAUACUCUCCGUCGUCGGGGCCUCGGUCUCCGCGGCGUUGACGAACAAGGAGUCUCGCCCGGCUACGUCCUCUACUCCCCUCUUACAUCGAACACGGCGCACCUCGUCUCGACUUCCGGUAAAGAAGUUCACCGUUGGAUUCUUCCCCACCGCGCUGGUCGUCAUUCCCGUAUCCUACCCAAUGGCUCUCUGGCAUACAAUGGCGUCCACCCGGAUGCUCCCAGGCUGUUUCCUAUGUGGGCCAAGUAUCGUGGCGGCGUCAUGACGCAGCUUGAUCCCUCGGGCAAAAUUCUUCGACAAUAUUCUGAUCCAUACGCCCACCAUGACCAGAAUCAUCUUGACAACGGAACCCUCCUGUAUACCACCCUCGAGCCUCUCACAGCGGACGAAGCAUCUCGGGUGCGCGGCGGUAUCCCCGGUAGCGAGGCACCAGGAGGUAUCAUCUACGGCGACUGCAUCAAGCUAGUGGAUCCCUGGUCUGUCUCGAAUACCUCCUCCUCAGCCGACUUUGACGGUAGCAACGGCAAGGGUGGCGCCAAGCUGCUCUGGUCCUGGCGCGCGAUCGACCAUCUCGAUCUAGACGCUUUCGCCUCGCACCCACACUAUCCUCGCGAACACUGGCCUUUAAUUAAUAGCGUUAGCUUUGACUCGGAGGGAAACAUCAUCGCCUCGACGCGUAAUGCUUCCGGUGUCUUCAUCAUUAGUCGAAAGACCGGUGAAGUUCUUUGGCAUUUGACUGCGCCAGUAGUGUGCCAACAGCACUGCGCGCACCAAAUCAAUUCCGCAGGCGACAUCCUCAUCCUCGAUAAUGGCGUCUUUAGACCUGAGAUUUCUGUGCCGUUCUCACGGGCUAUCAUUGUCUCUCGUGAUAAGCAGAUCAAGUGGGAAUACAAGGAUGCAACGACCGGUGGCCUGGGCUUUUUUACUCCAUUCAUGGGGUCGGCGCAGAAACUGGAGAAUGGGAACGUGUUGAUCUGUGAAGCUGCUACUGGUCGGAUCAUUGAGGUUACUGAGGGUGGUGAGGUAGUCUGGGAGUUUAUUGUCCCGCAGCUACAGGAUUACAAGGCCGUUAUGAGCAAGGAUGAGUUGGCGGAAAUGGAGAGGAUUGGGUUCUCGAAUCAGAGCAAUGCUAUCUUCAGGGCUUACAAGUAUCGCCCCGAGGAGGUGCCUUGGGUGAAGGAAGAUUGA